GAGGCAAUAAUGCCUUGGAGAGUCUUGAAGAAGGAGUCAAGUAAAGGAGUAGAGUAGAGGAAUUGAGUGAGCGGAUCUUUAAAAUAACACGUUCAAAUCGGACUAGUCGAUGAAAACUUGGGGUAUCGUUCAGUCACUCUUGGAAGUUCACCUCGUGCAAAUCGAUUGUAUCCGAUAAAGUUUAAUAAAAUCGAUUACUUUGGUGGUAAAUCAAGUAGGAGACCUGGUUCGCGUCUGCAUUCUUCGGUCUUGAUUCUUUUAAAUCGUUGGGUAACGCGAGACCUCCUUUCCUUAAGGAGAAGUGAAACCAAAAAAUAAUAUAAUGAUUUAUUGAUUUUUUUAAAUAUUUAAAAUAUUCUGAUUUUAAAUUUUUAAAAAUGGGCAGUCCGUUGAAAGCUUUGCAAGAUGAUGAACGAUUUGCAUUAAUGAAAUUCAGGCGCAGCGUCAAAGAAAUCCUUGAACCUCAUCACGAUGACCAAUUUUUAUUGCGCUGGCUCCGAGCGAGAAAAUGGGACCCCGUUGCUGCGGAGAAAAUGCUUAGAGAUUCACUGGAGUGGCGGAAAAAAUGGGAUGUUGAUAAACUUGACGAGUGGGAAGAGCCAGCGAUUUUAAAAGAGGGUCUUCCUCAUGGGCUCUGUGGUUUUGAUAACGAUCAAUCUCCAGUGGUUGUGGUUCCAUUCAGUGGACUUGAUAUGUACGGAAUUCUUCAUGUGGUGUCAAGACGUGACGUGAUUAAGGCAACAAUAAAAACUCUCGAGUAUUAUUUAAAAUUGUGCAAUGAGCAGAGCAAGAAGCAUGGAGUUGCUGCGAGCCAAGUUACUGUUAUUUUUGAUAUGGAAGGAUUCAAUUUGAGGCCUUUCAUGUGGAGACCUGCUGGAGAAGUUGUUAUAACCCUGAUACAAAUGUAUGAGGCAAAUUAUCCAGAGAUACUGAAAACCUGUUUUAUUAUUAACGCGCCCAAGGUUUUUACGUUUGCCUUUUCUAUUGCUAAAAAAUUCAUGAACGAGUACACCAUUUCAAAGAUUCAAAUUUACAAAGCCGAUCCAGAGAGAUGGAAAAAUGCGAUACUUAAAGUCGUCAGUAAAGAUCAAUUGCCGGCACAUUUCGGUGGUACUCUAACUGAUCCUGAUGGAAAUCCUAGAUUGACUACCAAAAUCUGUCAAGGCGGUAAAAUAUCUAAAGACUUGUACGUUAAGAAAAAUGACAUAAGUAAUGACGACUACAAGACCACGAUUGUUAGAAAAGGUGAUAAAUUCAAGAUUGAAAUGAAACCGGAAAAGUUGGGAUCGAUCCUAAGCUGGGAAUUUAAAACAGAAGACCAUGACAUUAAAUUUGGAAUUAUCAAGAAAAAUGAUUCUGGUGAAAAAAUAGAAGUCGUUCCCGUUCACCGGGUUGCUGCUCAUCAGCUAGAGGAAGUUGGUGUUCUUACUUGUGAAGAUUUUUCAACAUAUUCAGUUGUGUUUGAUAACAGCUACAGCUUGAUGCGGAAUAAAAAAAUCCACUACAAUAUUCGUAUGGAAGAACCAAAUGAGAAUUUACAUGAAAUCGCUCUGCAGGACAAUUAAUUUUAAAUAAAAUAUUAAUCACUUU
This is a messenger RNA of Microplitis mediator, 1590 nucleotides long. Its product is annotated as SEC14-like protein 2. The coding region runs from base 378 to 1565 and encodes 395 amino acids. Gene Ontology annotation, cellular component: cytoplasm. The record is from RefSeq and is a predicted model, not a curated record. NCBI's taxonomy places the organism in Eukaryota, Metazoa, Arthropoda, Insecta, Hymenoptera, Braconidae. The transcript has 9 exons.